UAAUCGUCAAAAGUGCUUUAUUUUUAAAUUAUAUUGUUUAAUGUUUCUCAUGUUUUUGUACAAAGUGAUAAAUCGCCAUUUAUAGAAUAAUUUGUGAAACUACCUAUCGCUAUGAAAAUCUUUUUAUUAAAUGAUAUAGUUGAACACAGAUAAAAUGGUUGUUUUAAAAUAAUCUGGAAAACUAAUGAAUAAACAUGUUUAACGUAUAUAAUUAAAUAAAAAAUUGCAUAGAAUUGAUAAUAAAUAAUAUUAAUUUAAAUUUUAAAAUAAAUACACAAUCUGUGUAUGUAUGUGCAAGAUGAUUUUAAUAUACCAAUAAUAUAACCUAAAUUCAGUUCGAUGAUUUAUUGUUUUACAUCGUAUCAUCUUCAAAGUUAAAAUAAUUACAAUAUACGCAUAAUAUGAAUUAUAAUAAAAAUAAGUGUAGAAAUGUAGUAACAAUUUUAUAAAUAUUUCAAAUAAAAUAAUUUAAAAAUACAUUUCAUAGUGUAAUUAUGACGCGCAAGUGUGUACUGUGUAAGGAAACCAAUUACAGAAACACUUAUAGCUUUUUCUCAGCACCAAAAGAUCCUGAAACCCGUAAAAAAUGGCAAAAUGCCAUAGCCAUUGAAAAUUAUGCUGUUACCGACGAUACAUAUGUUUGUAGUAAACAUUUUCACAAAGAUGAUAUUAUCACACAUUGGGUUAGUGGUGUACCUCCACAUGUUGUAACUAUUAAAUAUAAGAAAUGCAGAUUAAGACCAGGAGCUGUACCAGAAAGGAAUUAUCAUUCUGAAGAUGUCCAAGAAAAUUAUGAUGAUUCUCAGAGUAAUAUUGAUAAAUUUGAUAAAAUAGAUACAAUAGAAGAAAAAAAACCAGAUUUUCUUAUACCUAGAACUGAAGAAGAAUUACAAAUAAAUAAUGAUGAGAAUCAGUUUUCUUGUGAUUUUAAUGAUUAUAUCCAUAAUUCUAAAAGAAAUUCCUUAAAUAAAAUGGAAUUGAUGGAAAAUAGUCCAAAUGUAAAUAAUGCAUCUUACAAUGGAUCUAAAAUUAAAGAAUCUUUGAAACAAAAUAAAACAACAAACUUAAUGGAAAACUGUAUCAUUUCUGAAACAAAUUUGAUGGAAGGCGCAAAUUUUGAAGAUAAAAGAAAAAACCAAAGUCAAAUAUCUAAAGGAGAUUCCUAUUUCAAGAUACAGAAAAAAAGUUCAGAGUCUUCCUCCAAAAAUUAUAUUUCUGAAGAACAUGAAAUAAUAGAAUGGAAACACAAAACAGUGAAAAAAGAUACAUCAUCUAAAGAGAAAUCACCAGAUAAUUUUAAAACGGAGAAUGUAUAUAAGAUGUAUAUAGAAAAUCAAAUAGUACACAAUUUAAAUUAUAAUCAGUUAGAUGAACAUUAUUCUAUGUGUAAUGAAAUUGAUGAAAAUGAAAUGUUAUUUGAAGAUUUACUUGAAAUAUGUACUGAAAUAUUAUUACCACGUGGAUGGUCAUGUUUAGUAACUUCAAAAGGUCAUACAACAACAAUAGUAUAUUUAUAUAUGGGAAUGACAAAAAGUGGUAUGCCUUUCACAGAAAAGCAAGUAUUUAUAAAGAGUGAUAUGAUGUUGCAUUGUGUUGUUAUAAAUAAAGAAAUUAAUCCACUUAUUCACAAUCUUAUAAGAGAAGGAAAACAUUUAAAAGUACAGAAUUUAUCAGAUAUAGAAGAACUUAUUGAUGAAUUUGAUCGAAGAACUGUUUGUCAAGGUAUAUAUAAUUUCGGAAGAUUACAAGAUAUUAAUCGUAUCAUAGUUGCUUAUAAAGAUGGUAUAAAAUGGAGACACAUUUUAUGUCCAUUAAUAGUGAAUAACGAUUCAUCAAGAUGCACAAGAUGCAUUUCAUUGUCUCGUACAUUACAGCAUAAAUCAAAAAAUCUUGUAUUUCCUCACAAUUCUUCAAUAUUUAAAAACCAGCAUCAGAAAAUACAUUCAGUACGUCAUAAAUACAAACAUACAAGGAAACAAGGUCAUGGAUAUGAAUUUAUAAAAGUAUUCAAAUAAUAAUUUUAAAUAAAA
Molecule: messenger RNA, 2030 nt
Organism: Apis laboriosa (Himalayan honeybee)
Lineage: Eukaryota; Metazoa; Arthropoda; Insecta; Hymenoptera; Apidae
Exons: 3
Coding region: 495-2015 (506 amino acids)
Molecular function (GO): sequence-specific DNA binding
Source: RefSeq, a predicted model, not a curated record